Molecule: messenger RNA, 771 nt
Organism: Vombatus ursinus (common wombat)
Lineage: Eukaryota; Metazoa; Chordata; Mammalia; Diprotodontia; Vombatidae
Product: whey acidic protein-like
Exons: 7
Coding region: 1-771 (256 amino acids)
Biological process (GO): innate immune response; antibacterial humoral response
Cellular component (GO): extracellular region
Molecular function (GO): peptidase inhibitor activity
Source: RefSeq, a predicted model, not a curated record
AUGACUGAUGAGACGAGGUUGGAAUGUACCGUACGGUGUGCUCCUGUACAGUGGAUUCAAGGGGGCGCUGUGGGGUUGCGCCUUCACCCUCUUGUCCCUGGUGACUCCCAACCUCUGGAUCUAGGAGAAGCUGUGGACCUCCAGCCUGGGCCCGUGAGAUAUAUGCAGGGCGGCGGACAGAAGAACCAACGUGGAGAGGUGACAGGGUCCACGAAACCAGGCACCUGUCCAGAAGAUAACGCCCUCUGCAGAAGGCAUUAUGAGGCCAAGUGCCAGAGAGAUGAAGAGUGCAGUGGCAAACAGAAAUGCUGUUUCUAUUACUGUCACUUUGACUGUAAGUAUACAGUAGAAGACAGGUUGUCAGAAGUGAAGCCAGGGUUCUGCCCAGACAUUCAAGGCCAGUGUGGGAAGAAGACUCCGUCAGACGCAUGUACCUGUGAUGGAGACUGUCGAGGGUUGUACAAGUGCUGUCCAGGAGCCUGUGGAAAGCAGUGCCUCAGACCUCACUCAGGGAAGCUGGGAACCUGUCCAGUGGUAAUAUAUCAAUGUACCAAGACAAGUCCCCCCCACAAAUGUCAUAGGGACAGAGACUGCCUUGGAACUCUGAAGUGUUGCCCAGGCAUUUGUGGCAAAAAGUGUAUGGAUGCUCUGAACCCUGGCUUGCCAAAGCUGGACAAGGAAACAGUAGAGAAAAUUAUCAAGUUUAAAGAGGCCAGACAAAGAAGUUCAUCACAACUCCACAUAGCACAGCUCCCUGCCUCGGGAGCGUGA